Molecule: messenger RNA, 5667 nt
Organism: Plasmodium yoelii
Lineage: Eukaryota; Apicomplexa; Aconoidasida; Haemosporida; Plasmodiidae
Product: conserved Plasmodium protein, unknown function
Exons: 4
Coding region: 1-5667 (1888 amino acids)
Source: RefSeq, a predicted model, not a curated record
AUGAAGAACUACAAUUCAUAUAAUUCACGAAAUAAAAAUAAACAUGAGGACAUAAAUUAUAAUAAUAGCUAUAACUAUUCCAACAACUAUUAUUAUGGAAAUAAUAAUUCCAAUUACAAAAAAAAAAUUAAUAAUAAAUAUUGGAAAGGUGCAUAUGGUAAUGAUUAUUUAAAAAACGAAAACAGAUAUAAUAAUAAAAAUAGCGAUUUAAACCAAUAUAAAAAACACGACAAUAAUAAUAAUAAUAAUAAUACCACUAAAACCCCCAAUAAUAUUAACCCUAAAAAUAAUGAUAACAAAUAUGAUAGUUUAAGCUCAAUCGAUAAAAUUAAAGAUAAUAGUAUUUAUGAAGACGUUGACAAAAUAAAUAAUAUUACCUUUGGAUAUAAUGAUAAUUCAGAAGGUGAUUUUUCUUAUAUUAUGAAUAAUAAUUUGAUUGAAAAUGAAAAAAAAUUAUUUAAAUUAAACAAUAAUAUAGAUAGUGGUAAAAAUAUGAACAAUUCAGAAUUUUUAAUGCAACAAGAAUGUGACUUGAUAAAUAAUAACAAUUUAAAUUCUAUAAAAAGAGAAAGUGGAAUGGAUUUAUAUUUAAGACAGGCUCAUGAAAAUAAUAUUUAUGAGAAAGAAAACCAUAUUAUAAAAGAAGAUAAGCUCAGAAAUAAUUCCCAAAAUUAUAAUAAUGACAAUAGUAGAGAUAUUGAAAGGAAUAAAAAUUUUAACGUAGCUUCAUCGUAUAAUGAAAAAGAGGAUAUUUUUCAGUUUCAUAAUGUAUCUAAUUUAACAAAAUUUAUAAAUAAAAAUAUUUUUUAUUCUAAUGAUAAUGAGGAAUUAAGUGAUGAACAUUCAUUUGAUAAUGCCGACCCUUUCAAUUUUAUGCAAAAAGAUGAUAUGAAUAAUAAAAAAAAUAUUAGUGAGUCAAAUAGCCAUUUCAAUAAUUUCAGUAAUAAACUUUUUGGUGAGAAUAAAUUUAUCGAAAAAAGUUACAACAAAAAAAACAUUUCACAAAAUCAAGAAGAAAAUAUAAUAUUUGCACACAAGCAUUUCGAAAGUGAAGAUGAUGAAAAAAUUGAUCGUUUUUCUGAAAAUAAAUAUGAUGAUUAUGAUAAUGAAGAAAAUUAUAAAAAUUUAGACUAUUUUAAUAUUUUAAAAAAAAAAAAUAUGAAUAUUUUAGUUAAUGAUAAUAUACCAUUUGAUGAAAAUAUAUCUGAAGAUUCGCAUGUUUUAAGAAAUAAUAUUCAUAAUGAUAAUUUUUCUCAUAAUAAUAUAAAUAAAUUUAAUUCUAGUAAUAUUAAUGAAUUAAUGGAUUUACAAAAUAGUGAAAAUGAUGAGAAUUUGAAAUUUUUAAAUAAGUUUAGAAAUACCCUUACUAGUCUUAACAACAUUAAUGAUAUUGUAAAUGAUGAUAAUGAUGAUGAUACUGAUGAUAAUAAUCGAAGAAACCAUGAAGAUACAUCAUACAUUAUGAACGAUAUGAGCAAUGUAAUGGCUUCUUGUUACCCAGAUGAUAACAUAAACAUUCAUACACAUUUAUUAAGAGCGUCAAAUAAAGGCGAAAAAAUAAACGACAAUUUUAUGAUAAGUAAUAAUAAUAUUAAUAGCAAUAUUAAUAGUAAUAGCAAUAUUAAUAAUAGUAGCAAUAAACAUGGUAUCGAUAUUUAUAAUUUAAACGAACGAAAAUAUAUGAACAUUAAUAAAUAUGAUAAUGAUAAUGAUAAUAAUUUGGCAAAUCUUAAAGAGAGAUAUAAUGAUAAAAAAAAUAUAGAUUUAGAGCACGUAAAAUUUAAUAAAGAUAUAUUAAGUAAUGAACAUAUAUUAAAUGUUGAAGAAUAUUUAAAUAAAAGUAAUAUAGAUAAUGAAAAUUAUUAUUUAAAUAUAAAUGAUAGAUUAAAUAAUUUUAAAGAUGAUUUAUUAUACUUUCAAGAAAAUAAUAAUGAAAUAAAAAUGAAUCCAUUAGCUAGUAGACAAAUUCGUAAUAAAAAUGAGACACAAUUUAGUGAACCCGUAAAUAAUAUAAACGUUUUAAAUAUCCUAAAUGAAUAUUAUUUAAGAAAUAAUUCAAGCGAUAUUAAUAAUAACAGUUUUGAUGAUAAGAUUAGUUCGUUUUUUGAUAUGAAUAAUAAUGUUCGUAAUGGGCAAUAUUACAACGAUAAUAAUAAUAAUCAUCAAGAUUUAAAACGAAUUAAUCUUAAUAAUAAUGAUAAUAUGAAACAUCGCUAUUUUGAUACUAAUGAUAGAAAUAAUAAUAUUUGUGAUGAUUCUAGAAUUCGAACAAAUUUAUAUUCUGGGGAAAUGUAUCGAACUAGCCAAUCAGGUAAUGAAGAUUUAUAUAAUAUUGAACAAAUACGUGAAGAGUAUAUGUACAAAAAUAAAAAACUAAAUAAAAUGAGCAAUAUGAACAAUAUGAAUAGUAUGAGCAAUAUGAACCAUAUGAAUAGUAUGAACAAUAUGAACGAAAUAAAUAUGAAUAUGGAUAAAAAUUAUUAUAACAAAAAUUAUAUGAAUGGUAAUAAUAAUGGUGUUAAAAAAAUAAUUAAAAAUUAUGAAAAACAUCCAAAUGAUUACUAUUACCAUCAUCAUAAUAGUUAUGAUAGUAAUAGUUAUGAUUAUGAUGAAUUUGGAAGAAAUCGAAUGGAUAUACAUAAUUAUGGAAUAGUUCGAAAAAAAGCAAGUAAAGAAAUGUUCAUAAAAAAUGAACAUGUUAAUAAUUCUAACUAUGAUAAUGGAAUGGGAUAUAAUAAUAACAGAGGAUAUAGACAUUUUAAAAAUUCAAUAAAUAGUAUGGAAUAUCAUAAUCAACAAAAUAAUGAAAAAUACAUUAUGAACAUUGAAAAUUGUAUUAAUAAAUUAAAGAAACAAAAUAUGCUUAAAUUUACAUCAUUUUUAAGAGAAUAUUAUAAAGAUAUAAAUAUAAAUGAUUUGAGUGAAAAUCUGUAUAAUUAUUAUCGAUUUAUUAAUCAAAUAAAUGGAAAUAUUAAGAAUACCAAUUAUAGAGUAAAAUAUCAAAAUUUAAUGCAAAAAAGUGAUAAGGACAAAUUGUUAAGAAUACAAUUAUCUUAUAUGAUAAUAAAUCCAUCGAUUCAAAAAAAUAGUGGAAAAUGGAAUUUUAAAAAUGAUGAAAAGGGGAAAGAAAAGGAUAGAGGAAUAGAAAAUAAUUUGGCUAGUGACAAUAAUAAUGACAAUAAUAAUGACAAUAGCAAUAGCAAUAAUAAGCUGAAGCAAAUCGGCAAAAUGGAAAAUAACAAUUAUCAAAUUUUUGAUGAUUUAAAUAAAAAUUAUAAUUUUGCUGAAUUUUUGAAAAAUGAUAAUAUUAGUCCAAAUGAUAUUAGCAAUAAAUUUUUAGAGGAUAAUGAUAAUAACUUGAAUAAUUUAAAAAAAUUGUUAAAUAAUUCUUUAAUUUUUGAAAAUUUGCAAAAAAAAAUAUAUAUGGAUAAUGAUGAGAAUUUAGAAACAGAUAAUAAAAAUAUCAUGGAUACAAAUUUGUAUAACCUACUUAAUUAUUCGAUCAUCUCUGAUAAUAAAAGAAAAGAAAAUGAGAUGUAUGAACAAAAUGAUAAUAAAGAUAAAAAUGAUGAUGGAAAUGCAAAAUUGGAAAAUAUAUUAGAUGAUACAUUAUGCCUUAAAACUAUGGAUAGUUCUAAUGCAAAACCAGAUGAUAAAGAUAUGACAAAAUAUGAUAAUAUAAAAAAAUUAGGACGAUAUGUUUUUGCAACAGUACAUGAACCUAGAAAUUUAAUAACAUUAAUUAAAAAUAAACAAGUUGAAAACUAUGAUGAAAUUGUAACAAAAAUUAAAAAUAUAAUAAAAAAUGCAGUAGAUCAUAUUACUGAUGAAUGUGAUCCUAUUUCUACUAGUAGCAAUAAUAAUAUUAUAAAAUAUGGACAAAAUAAAAUUAAAGAUUCCGAAAAUAUAUCAAUUAAUUCUGGUGAUAAUUUCACAAAAAAUACAUUAAUAAAAAAAAUGCUUGAAGUAUUAUGGGAUAUAUAUAUAGAUAUAAAAAAUUUAUAUAAAGACAUUGAUAAAUGUCCAUAUACUCAUAUUGAAACAAUAUCUAAAUAUAAUGAAGAUAUAAAAAAAAAAAAAAAUACUCUUUUUAAUAUAAUUUAUUUAAACGAAUUUAAAGAUAAUAAUGUAGAAACACUAAAUUAUUUUGUUGAAUGUAAUAACAUAUUUUUAAAUAAGAGUAUAAAUAAUAUAGAUAUUAUUUUAAAUAAGCAAUUAUAUUUAUAUUUAACAAAUGUGUUAUAUAAUACUGUUCAAAAAGUAUAUUUGUAUGUUUAUAUAUAUCCUGAUAUUGAAAAUUUAAUUAAAAAUUUAAAAUUUGACAAAGACGUUUUACCAAAUUAUGUUAUUGAUGUUAUAAGUGGAUCAAAAGAAAACAAAACUGAUGAUAGUAACAAAAUAGUUAAAAAUGAAAAACAAAAAAUGAAUAAAAAUAAAAUUGGUACAAAUUUAAAUGAUGAAAUAAAUGGAAAUAAUAUAAAAAACAUUUUUAGCUAUAAAUUUGGAUAUGAAAAUAAUAUAGCCAAAAUGGAUAAUUUUAAAUUAUUUGGAAAAACUAUAAAAUUUUGUGAUAUGUAUGAAUAUUAUAAUUUUGAAAAAUAUAAUGAAUAUGAUACAUUUUCUAGUACAAUAAAUGAAAAAAAGAAACAAAAAAAAAGUUCCUUUUUUUUCAAAGGGAAUAAAAAAAGUCUAAAUCCUCAAAAUGAAGAAAAUAGAGAAAAAAACAAUCAUGUACACAAAGAAAUUAAAAAAGAAGAAAUUGAUCACGAAAAAAUAAAUACUGAAGUUUGUAAAAUUAAAAGUGUAUAUUAUUUAUUUGUUAAUAGUAUGUUAAAAAAUAAAGGAGCAUCUAUUUAUACUAAAAUAUUUAAAAUUAUAAAAAAAAAAAAAAAAAAAACAUUAAUAUAUACACUAUUUAACAAUUAUUUAUUGUUAUAUUAUAUAUUAGCACAUGCUGAUAUAUGCUUUAAUAGCAAAAUUGAAUAUGAAGAAUUUUUAAAAGUGCAAAUAUUACAUAUUAACCCAAAUGUAAAUACAUUGGAUAAAUAUCUAAAAAAUGAAAAAAAACAAAAUAAAUCUCAUAUAAAAAAUAAUAAUAUAACAGAAAAAAAUGAUAAAAUGGAUAUUAGAUAUAAAUUAUAUAAUAGUAGCAUAUACUCUUCUAUCUAUAUAUAUUUAAUUGAUGUUUCAGUCUCAUAUUUAUUUACCCCCAAUAUGGGAGUGGCAUAUAUUCAAAAUAUUUUGUCUCUCUUUUUAUUUUACAAUUACAUUAAUUUUUACAUAACUAAGAUGUUGUUUUAUAAGAGUGGAGCUGGACUUAUAACAAUAUUACUAGUCAAAACAAUUCCUUAUGCCAAAGAAUUUGAUGAAAAUCUUAUGAUAUGCUUUCUGUACUCAGUUUUGCAUAGCAUAUUUUACAUUUUAAGUAAUAUAUUUAUUUAUCAUAUGGAUAAUGAGAAAAAAAAUCAUAAAGGAUCCGAAUCAGAGCUACAUUCAAAAAUAUUAGCAUCCAUGUCAAAUGAAAUUGAUUUUUAUAAAAUUCUUUAUAAAAGUGUGUGUAGUUAUUCUCACCAAAACAAGUUUUAUGAAGAUGAAAUAAACCGAAUGAUAAAAAAUAUCGAAACGGAUGAAAUUGCAAAAAUCAUAAUGACACACAUUCAAAAAUAA